AUGCAGGCCUUUGUCCCCAAGAACCGCAAGCCGAAAUUCGAUCUCACCCUGCGCAUUAUCGACUUGACCAACAUCCCCCUGAUCUACGGAACCGCCUGUGUGAGGUGGCACCUCUCCUCUUCCAAUGCCGCGGAGCACCGCGGGCGCACCGAUAAGGCCCCGAUCGAAGAACACAAGGCGACAUGGGACUACUGCAAGGAGAUACCGGUGCGGCUGACCAUCGACAAGACGGGCAUGCUCCAGGAGUGCGACAUCCACUUUGAAGUCCUCCAGGAGUUCCAUGAAGGCGGAAGAGGUGGUCGUGUACAUCUGGGCAAUGUGAAGCUCAACCUGGCCGAAUACACUCGACUGUCCGACCUAUCACCGGCAGACCGUGAUCCUCAAGAUGAAGCCGACGACGGAAGCAUCACGAGAAGAUACCUCUUGCAAGACAGCAAGGUCAACAGCACGCUGAAGAUCGGGAUUAGAAUGAAACAGACCGAGGGUGACUCAAAUUUCAUCGCACCUCCACUGAGGUCGGCCAUGGUGGUAGGAGGCAUCGCGGGAGUUUUGACGACAGAGGCCGGCGAAGGAGACGACAUCCCGAGCAUCACAAGCAAGACGAGAGAAUUGUCAGAAGCCCAGGACAUCUAUCGAAGAACGCUGGCAGCGACAUGGGCUUGUCAAGCCGGGGAAAUGCCCCCGGAUAAGCUGAUCGAGAAUCUGUUUGCCGGAGGAGACGGCGGAGCGCGGCCACACUCGUCGAGCAGUAAAGCCAGCAACCAACAACAGCAAUUACAGCAACAGAUCGCCCGCCCCCCUUCGCGUGAAGAGAACGGCAGCAGCUCAAGCGACGAGCCCAGGCGACCCGUCACUCCGCGCCAACAGCUCUUAACACCUCAGGUGGCCGCUGGCGGCCCAGGCCAUGGUCACGGGCACCGGCGGGGAUCGAGUCGAGAUUCUCCUAAUCUGCAAACAGCUGCCGCGGGCGCAGUGAGUGGCCGAUCGAGCAUUGAGCAGCAGGUCCACGCCAGCCAGCAGGAGAACCGCCGGCGUGAUCGCCCAGAGUAUCACGAGGUCACCGAAUUUGAUCUCAGGGACGAUCUACGGAGUUGGCAAGUCCGAGUAAGAUGA
Messenger RNA from Cladophialophora immunda, 1113 nucleotides. RefSeq lists its product as uncharacterized. The coding region runs from base 1 to 1113 and encodes 370 amino acids. The transcript is spliced from 3 exons. Lineage: Eukaryota; Fungi; Ascomycota; Eurotiomycetes; Chaetothyriales; Herpotrichiellaceae. The record is from RefSeq and is a predicted model, not a curated record.